This is a messenger RNA of Pyricularia pennisetigena, 2232 nucleotides long. RefSeq lists its product as uncharacterized. The record is from RefSeq and is a predicted model, not a curated record. The transcript has 2 exons. The coding region runs from base 1 to 2232 and encodes 743 amino acids. Gene Ontology annotation, molecular function: phosphatidylinositol binding. NCBI's taxonomy places the organism in Eukaryota, Fungi, Ascomycota, Sordariomycetes, Magnaporthales, Pyriculariaceae.
AUGUCAGACACCAACGCACAUCUCUCGGCGGCAGAACUACACGCUCUUUUUGAUAUAUUGACCCACUAUGAAACCUAUAGCGAGUUUGUUGACCUUAGGUAUCCGGACACGCCUGCAAAUAUUGGCUAUCCUUUUGCCAAAAGAAUCAAGGAUGGCAGCCUGGUACAUGCAACCAAACCCGCCGCUCCCAUCAUCCAGCAGUUACUGGCCACCUUCGUUACGGAAAUUUUCGCUUUGCGGUCCCUACCCAACUCCUUCUGGAGCGUCCAGCUGCAAGGCAUCUUUGAGAACUUGGCCGCGGCCAACCUGUCUGAAAGCUACGACAAGGGCACUCUCGGCACCCGCAAAACGCUAUGCACAGUAUUCUCAUCCAUACUGGAGCUUGUAGCUCGGGGUCAGCUUGGCGGCGUUCAACGAAAUGUUGAGAACACCAGAAGUCUGAGGUCCAACGUCUACAACUUGGACAGCGCGCAGAGUCUCAUCAAGGCCUGGGAUGACGUGGUGCAGGAGCUGGUGUACGGUAACCUGAUCGACGAACUCUUCGAUCAUGCUGCAAAAGUCAGUGGCAACCUUGAAGAGCAUUCAGCUGCCGCCGAGGCUGCAGCGCACUAUAUCGUCAUGCACUUGGCGACCGUCUUACACCAGGUCUUUGUUGUCUCGUCUGAGGGGCCGUACAUACUCAAGCUCCUUGAUAGCAUGUACAAGAUGCUUCCUUGGGUCAUGAUCAAGCAAACGCUGCGGAUAGGGAACGCCGCGACGAUGUUGAACGGGCUUGUCAAGCUGCUCUUAUCCAAGUUGAGCAUUGGAUCUGUUUCCAACUGGAUCGGUGUGACAACAGACGCUGACGAUGGCAUGAAUUUGUUGCAGAGGAUCAUUUCGUUGACCCUGUCAUGGGACUGCUCCGACUUCAAAAAAACAAUCGAUCAUGUUAAGAAGUCAAAGAAUGGCCCGACAAAAGAGCAACUUGCCGCAAUCGACGAACAUGUCAGACUUUCACGAGACGAGCAGGAUAAACUGCGUGGGAUGAGCAUAUCUGAGGGUAAAUCCAUCAUCAUCGCUAUCCUCCAAUCCCAACAUCAAAACUGCUCCAUCUCAGACGCCGAGCAUAGUGCCUUGUUGGACUAUUAUUCGGCCCGCCUAUCGAUUCGGGACCGGGAGGAGAUCUCUCGCGUCCUGUGUCGCUCCAGGCCCGAUCUAAUGACGCAAUUAUUCCGGGAUCUCAUGGGCGCUUACGAGCCAGUGAUUCGGGAAGUUCACUCCAGAGUGCCGCUGCAUGAAACCAUUGGCGAUAUAGAGGCUUUCCUAGGAGAGAUGAUAGAGACAGCCAAGGGCACCAAGUCCCAGGUGGCCACCAUCACCGACUUUGUAGAUCUUUUGAUGCGGAAUCGCUCAAGGCUCUACAGGUGGCUGCAUCUUUUGGGCAAGGAGUGUCCUGGCCCAAGAGAGGAAUUCCGGACAUGGGCCCACAACUCGAUCCGGGAGUUCAGGAGAAAUUCCGCUUCCCCCAGCUCAUCUCCAGCCAAGGGAUACACUUACGGGGACAUAAACACCGGGCAUGGUCACGAAUCAUACUGCAGAGGUGCAGCGGGAGACAUGUCUGCGCCUCUAUCCGCCAUGUUUGCCGCCCUUCCACGUGAGACCAGGGCCGAUGUCAGGCACCAAAUCGAUGCUCACGCAUCAUACCUCGAGAUUAUCAACGGUCGCUCGGUUGUUCACAUGCAGAACAUCUUGGAUUGCAUGAGCGCCAGGAGGUCGAACUCUAGCCUUGGCGUGCACGACGUCACUGGCAAGCUUCGAAGCAAAAUAUCCUCAAAGACCUCCAGUGGAACUUCAAGCCCAGCACCGGCCAGACUAGGGAGUCCCGAUAACGGUGCCGAAGCAUGGGACGCUUCGGGUCCGGGAGUAUACCUAGUCCGAUGGAAUGACCUGUUGGAUGAGACCUUGGUCACGCCCGCGACGCCGUACGGCCCCCCGCGACUGGGCAAGGAUGUCAAGCAGAAAACAUCAAUGGGGAAGGCAGGCACGGGCGCCAAGGCCAAGGAUAAAAAGCUACCGAAGGGCUUCGUGGAGGAGUUCGAGGGGCUCAAGGUGGACGGCGGCGCCGUUUCGGAUAUCGAGGCACCCGAAGUUGGAGCAGUUUUGACCGCUUUAGGGAAAGAAUUCUGGCAGCUGCUGGCAGGCAGACAUGCCGCCGCUCAAAGCAAUGCUGCGCCGGUGACCAACUUCAUUUGA